GAGUUUUGACUACUUUUGACACGUCAGAAUUCAGAUUCUAUAUUUUAUCUAAAUUAAAAUGAAGAUUUAUUUAAUUUUAGGCCUAUUUUUGUGCGCUACCAUAGCCUUAGCACAGCAAGAUACGCUUGUGUUAGUUGAUAAUCUAAAUAUCAAAGAGACUCAUUCACAGUUUUUCAAGUCUUUACAAGAACGAGGCUACACUCUUACAUUCAAGCUAGCAGAUGAUUCUAAUUUGGUGCUUUCUAAAUACGGAGAGUAUCUGUACAAAAACUUGAUAGUAUUUUCACCCACUGUGGUUGAAUUCGGUGGUCAAAUCGACACAGAAGCGAUAACAAAGUUCAUUGAUGAAGGGGGAAAUGUCCUUAUUGCUGGUAAUGCCGCCGCUAGUGACGUAUAUCGGGAAAUUGCAUCAGAAAAUGGUUUCGAGAUGGAUGAAGAAUCAGCAGCUGUAAUAGAUCAUUUUAACUUUGAUACUUCGGAUGAUGGUGAUCAUACUAGAAUUGUUGUGUCUCCCAAGAAUCUGAUCAAUGCUCCCGCAAUCAUUGGGACUCAGAACACCAAUCCAGUACUGUUUGAGGGCACUGGUCUUAUCAUUGAUAAGGAAAACACCUUAGUUCUGCCCAUCCUCACUGCUGACAGCACUGCUUACAGCUACAAUCCAAAGAAUCAGGUGAAGGAUUAUCCCCAUGCAGUUGGGCGUAACACUGUUCUGAUAGCAGCACUACAAGCCAGGAACAAUGCGCGCAUUGUGUUCAGUGGCUCACUGUUCUUCUUCUCUGAUGAAGCAUUUAACUCACCAGUUUCUAAAGUGCAUGGUGAAAAACUGAAGUCUGAUGUGUCAGGUAACAAAGAGCUGGCAACUCAUCUGAGCGCUUGGGUGUUUGGAGAACGUGGUAGACUGCGUGUGCGUCGUGUGGAUCACCAUCGCCAAGGAGACAACACUUCCUCCAAUACCUACACUAUUACUGACACUGUGGUAUAUCGAAUCGAAAUUGAAGAAUUGAAAAACGGGAAAUGGCAGCCAUUUGAAGGGAAUGAUGUUCAACUGGAAUUUGUAAGAAUUGACCCCUUCAUCAGAACUACUCUACAGAGAAAGCCAAAUGGCGUGUAUGAAGGUAUAUUCAAGGUCCCAGAUGUGUGGGGAGUGUACCAGUUCAAAGUUGAUUAUGAUAGAGUCGGCUAUACCAGGCUCUAUCACUCAACACAGGUGUCAGUGCGCCCACUACAGCACACUCAGUAUGAAAGGUUCAUACCAAGUGCAUACCCAUACUAUGUGAGCGCAUUCUCCAUGAUGAUUGGAGUGUACAUAUUUUCAUUUGUUUUCCUUUAUUACAAAGAUGAUUCUCCAAAGUCUAAGAGUGAAUAAAUCAAUUAUUUAUUUUAAGUGUGAUGUGAAUGGUGAAUGAUUAAAUAAUUUUUACUA
Messenger RNA from Leptidea sinapis, 1423 nucleotides. RefSeq names its product dolichyl-diphosphooligosaccharide--protein glycosyltransferase 48 kDa subunit (gene Ost48). The transcript has 7 exons. The coding region runs from base 59 to 1366 and encodes 435 amino acids. NCBI's taxonomy places the organism in Eukaryota, Metazoa, Arthropoda, Insecta, Lepidoptera, Pieridae. The record is from RefSeq and is a predicted model, not a curated record. Gene Ontology annotation, cellular component: endoplasmic reticulum membrane; oligosaccharyltransferase complex.